UCUAUCUUAUGCAGCGUUAUGGGUCACAUUGCCACUCGUUGAAAUAUAUUUUUAGGAAUAUCUUAUUUAAUGUUUGAAAUCACAGCAUGCCUGCCAAAUGAUGAGCAUGUAAAGAACAUCAACAAAAGAGAUAGAUCGAUAGAUAUCAUCUGAAAUAAGUUAACGCCUUUUGUCAUUUUGUACAUUCAUGCUAUUGUGGACAUGAUAGCAACAGAGUUUAUCAGGAUAUACAUACCUUUUACUGUAAACCGGUGUUCUCUAAUGAGGUAGCUAUAUAUAGGGGGUCAGCGAAGCAACAUGAAUUAGAGUCUAAUGCAAAAUGAACAGUAACUUCGUCACAACAUGUAUGUACCAGCUGAGGAAUUACUAAUGACAAAAGGAUUCCAGCUUAUCAGAGAUAUUUGAACAAUAACUAUUUGGGGGAUCUCAAUCUUGCUUGAAUCAAGAUGUGUCUGGAAGCCUCUAAAUUCCUGUUUGUAAUUUUUGUUGUGCUUCAUUUUUGGAUAAGUGUUACUGCAAAACCGCAACAGUCAACAGACCUGCCUCUUCUCAUUUUAAUUUCUAUGGACGGUUUCAGGCAUGACUAUCUCGAUCAAACAGCAUUAAAUAAAUCAGAUAUUUCGAAUUUUCAGCAUUUCAUUGAUCAUGGAGUGAAAACAAGCCAUAUUAGAAACAUAUUUCCUUCUAACACAUUUCCAAAUCACAUGACUAUUUUGACAGGUCAAUAUGCAGAAGAGCACGGUGUUGUGGACAACGUUUUCUUUGACCCAUAUCUGAAUGAUACAUUCAAUAUGUAUAAUUUCUAUCAAAAUUUUCAAUCCAAAUGGUUUGACAAUGGAGCAGAACCUAUAUGGGUAACAAAUCAAAAAGGAGGAAGGGGACGAAACAGCGGGUCUAUUCUCUGGCCUGGAGGAGUAGCACCUGUGAAAUGCAUUGAACCAAGGAUCAUUCCUCGUGCAACACUAUUCAAUUUAUCCGAUACAAUUUCGCUUCAAUAUAGAAUUGAUGUUCUUAUUGAUUGGUUCACCGACACGAAUUUCAAUGCUAUAAAUUUUGGAAUGUUAUAUUUUGAGGAACCAGACCUUUCAGGACAUAAAUAUGGACCACUGUCUAAAGAAGUUCGAGAGCAAAUCAAACUUCUGGAUCAAGCACUUGGUUAUCUGAGAGAAAAAUUAAACAAGACUGGCCUGUCUGAGAAAAUGAAUAUAAUCCUGACUUCAGAUCAUGGGAUGAACCAAUUUGAGGACCGUGUUGUGGAUUUGGAUACGAUACUUGAUCGCAGUUGGUACACAACCCAUUCUCAAUACAAAAGCAGUAUUGAUUUGAUGGUAUUGCCCCGUAAAGGUCAUGAAACGCAUGUUUCUGCUGCCUUAUUUGGAGAAGACGGCAAGGUGAAAGAUCACGAAGGAUUCUAUGCUUGGUGGAGAAAUGGCACAGAGAUGAAGAAUAGAUACUUCAGCAAAAACCGACGCAUCAUGGAAAUUAUUUUGGAGGCGAAAAAAGGAUGGGUUAUUGGAAAUAACGCAACAAAAGCCAACAAGGGAAAUCAUGGCUACAAUCCACAGACAGUGUCUGAUGUAUGGCCAUUUUUCAUUGCUGCUGGACCAGCAUUUCAGAAAGGUAUCACUGCACCUGCCUUUGAUAUGGUAGAUAUUUACCCUCUGAUGUGUCAUAUUCUUGGACUGACUCCAGCACAAAAUAGAGGAAAUCUUGACAAUGUCAAAGGUCUUCUUAAAAAUCCCCCGGUCUGGUACAAGACUCUGGAAACCACCGCUGUAACAUUCAUUGUGGUGGUGAUUCUAGCUGCGUUAGUUGGAGGAAUAUUUGGAAUUGCUGCUGUUUGCCAGAGCCGUAUUUCGAGGAGGAAACUGUUGUUUCAGAACCGGAGAAGACUAGACUUGUCACCAAUCCGAUCACUACCCGAGACCGACUCCAUGUUGAGAUCUGAUGGUGAUGAGGACUUCGAUGGAUUUUAGUGGAUCCAAACUGCAAUAGCACUUGAAAAUGCCUGGUUCUGGUUCAUUUUGUCACAAGUUGAAAAAACAAUUUUGCUGAGAGAGCAAUAUUAAAUUGGUGCGACGUACACAGUGAAAAUAUAUUUCAAAUUGUUCUCAAAUUAUGGUCAUUGAUGCUUUCCUCAGCCAAUAUAGUUGAGCACAGCUAUUUGUUACAUCCUUAUUUUUUCAGAUUUUGUUGUGAGAUGUUUUUAUUUUGUCAGUUGUUACAGCAUUUGCUUUGUGCACAAAAACGUAUAACUACGGUACGGAGGGAGACCUUCAUGGGCUUGUUGACUCCAAUCAAUCAAUCGUUAAU
Mizuhopecten yessoensis (Yesso scallop) is the source of this 2313-nucleotide messenger RNA. Its product is annotated as bis(5'-adenosyl)-triphosphatase enpp4-like. Lineage: Eukaryota; Metazoa; Mollusca; Bivalvia; Pectinida; Pectinidae. Bases 447 to 1976 code for a protein of 509 amino acids. The record is from RefSeq and is a predicted model, not a curated record. The transcript is spliced from 4 exons.